AUGGAUGCAUCGGCCGAGGAUCGGAUCCGACGUUCGCCUUCCAUCGGAUCUUCCGCUGCUGCUCCUGUGCCGUCGGGAACAGCAAGGGGAGGCAAACGGAAACUCUCGACGGCUGCUUUCGGAUCGGCACCGAACAUGGCACCUCAGCCGCCAUCGUCACCGAUCACAUCGGAACACGCGUCCGAAGAUGGUAUACAUCAAAACGCCUCGCAAGUAGCCUCCACUUUACGCACCACCAUCGACAACUCGGAUGCUUCUGCUCGACCUGUUGCUACCAACUCCAAAGCUACCAACUCCAAAGCAGACGCCUCUUGUUCCGGCAGCAGCUCAUUGCAGAAUGCCACUUCCCAUACCCAGUUCCAUGACUGGCAAGAACAGCGUCGAUGCCAUUCCAUCCUUGUCGAGUAUGACUACGUCCAGCCAAUCGAAGACCGAAGAGAUCCACGCAGCUCCAACGCCCACCUUCUCAUGCCACUCUCCUCAUCAUCGCAGCAGCCUCAGUGUAUCGUCACAAGCGACAUCAAUGAGGCCACUUCGCACAGCCACUUGCAACCGCCUCCAAUAGCUAUCCAUCGCCGUGAUGAGCAGCAGUCUGCAGCCUCAACCACCACCUUUGAGCACUCAACGAAUGCUUCAGUCCACCGCUCUACUCCUCUCCAGAGCACCUCUGUUCCCCCAAGUCCAGAGCGAGCCAUCUCUCCUUCGCCUUGCUUGUCCGACUUUGGAUACCAGGUACCAUCUACCCACCGCUCGCCAUGUUUCGCCUCUUCCAUCCCACCUCCAAACAUUUCCACACCUCCGAAGCAGCUCAUCAACCAUGCCUCGGACUCUUUGUCACUCUCAAACGAGCCGCAUGCUGCUCAGCACAGCAACACAUCAGAUGCUUCCACUAGUGCUCUGUCUGCAUCCGCAAGCACUCCUCCUUGGCUGCCAACAUCCUCCUUGUCAAACCAAGCCAGCAUUACUUGUGCUCAGUCAGCCCAACCAACAACACCAUCGCACAAAGUCUUCCAGCUUCAACCUGUCCCAACCGCGAAGCGAAGAAAACUUCAAGAUGCAUCCACCCUCACUACCACAGAGAUGCGCUUUUCCAACAUGGACGAGGCCAGGCGAUCAAGGGAUGCCGGCAUUCCCUUCCACAAGACGCACAGUCAAAGUUGCACUACUGCCACCCAGACUCGGCAAGGUAUCAUGGCCAAUGGUGCUGUGCAAGCCUUGUCCUCGAAAGCUGAUACCCAUCACGCAGCAAUGCAAGUUCAAGCAGUCAAGGAUGCUGCUCCCUUGCCUGCAGUUCCAGCGCUGAGCUCCAGCCAUCGAACCAACCUCGUUGUCUCGCACAGAAUCUCGAGAGUUGGCCCCUCGACCGGAUCGAGUGCCAGCAUUGACACCCGAAGCGCAGCAGCGGAUGCAUCUUUCUUCGCCUCCAAGGCUCCUCCUGCUGCUCUCAAGCCACUUGCAUCCUCCUCUCGCAGGCCACGCUUCAUCCGCGCUAAGAGUCUUCCCAAUCUGCGCGCUAAAGCAACCUUGGACAUCACCGCGCCAUCGCACCAUCGUCUCAUCUUGCCCACUCACUGGCCUACUUGCCACUCACGACAGGGCCGCCAAGGUCACAACGCCUCUAGCAAAGGCUCGAAUGCCAGACUCUCGAAAAGUUUCGCUUUCAACCUUGCUCGCUAUCCAACAGCGUCUGGCAGCUCGCGCUCGCGAUCUAUCUUCACCCCGACUCUGCAUCCUCCCAUCACCAGGCACACUUUGCGCGAGCUCGACCUGUUCGAGAUUCUCAAGAAUCCUCAGCUCCGUCACGAUGUUGUGUUUGAUCCUAACGUCCAGUUCCGUCCCAACUUUGAUGGUGAGCGAGGACGACGCAAGCGAGAGGCUGGUGACAGGUACUGGACUGCGGUUGUGCGCGAGAUCGAGACCGGUUGCACUUGCACUGCUUUCUCUCAUGGUCAGCUUUUGCCUUGUACCUGUAAGCCAAAGCAUCCUUCUAGCACAGCCGCUGCCAAGCAAGACCUUCCUACACCGAGUGCUAAUGGUGCAGCGCCUAGCUCGGCUUCAUCGCGCAUCCCAUCACGCAUCCCAUCACGCAUCCCAUCACGUAUCCCAUCACGUAUCCCAUCACGUAUCCCGCUACUUGUACAGGAACUUCGCACGAUCUGUCUGUCUAUCUUGCCCUCCAACUAUCCUGCUGAUGCAGCACUUGUCGAGUCUGAAGAGGCAAUCACCGCGUCGGCUGACGAGCAGAAGGCAGAUGGUGAUGCAACCGAGUCCUCUUGGACGGACAAGAAGGCUUCCACUUGUUCUGCAUCGACUGGAUCGACAAGCUGGGCCACUAGGCACCACCAGCUCAUCGCACAGACGCUGGACCCGCACCUGAUCUCGCAAGAGCUGCAGCACGGCGUGCUCGACGUUGCCGCACUGAUCACCUUUAUGGGCUCGAUUCUGAAGCUUCACUGCGCACCGAUGCGUGACGAAGCCAUCGAAAAGAUGGUCGAGGUGGUCUGCGUUGAUCGCAACAUUGGCAAAGGUCUCCGUCUCUGUUUCGAGAUCUUGGAGUUGAUGAAACUCGACAUUGCCAAUCACCAGCUACGAUCAGCUAGGCCUUUCCUUGUCGAGACCGCCGUGGACUUUGAGAUCCGCUGGUUCAAGGAGCAGAUCGAACAGGGCAAGAUGUCUCUCGACAAGACGACUGCUUGGAUCCAGCAAGCUCUCGCUACUUGUCCUUGCUCGAACAGCGGUGUCACCUCGCGCAGCGAAGCAGUGGUGAAAGCGUUCAACUCUGGCAUGUUGCAGCUCAUCUUGGACGUUCCCGGAUCUCUCCCCGUCCUUUCGCCCGUGGCUACCCCUCUAGCUUCUCCGUCGUCUUGCUCGCUCAACAACACAUUUGCCGCGCACUACCCGGAGACGUUCCAGUUGGACGCGUACAGAAUGAUGACGUUCCACAACGACGUUUCGGAUCUCACCAUAGUCUACAUGCUAGUGCUGCUCUUUCGUCAACUCUGCAGUACUCGCUUGGACGAUGCUGGCCCUCUUGCCGCUUCUGUGGGUAGUAUCGCGCAGAAGCAGCUGAAAAGCAUCAAAGGAGAGAUCUGGUGUUUGGUCAAUGACGCCAAUCUCUGUCUUUCUAGUUCAGGUAGUUUGCCUUGCACUCCUACCGCUGCUGGAAGCAGUCGAGUGGAUGGCAAGUUGUUCCUGGGCAGUGCGGGUGGAUUUGCCAAACUGGACCACCCAAGAUGGCGACGAGCGAUGCAAAAUGUGUUGCUGCAGGUCGCAGCUCGUGCUUCGGCAGCUCAACAAGUUGCCAGAAGUGGAGCAAGUGAUCCUAGCAACGUCAAAGUGGCUGCACCUUCGGCUGCGACACAGAAACUGCUCAACUCGUGGAUGGAUACCAAUUUGCGUAGCGGUUCAGCACUACACAAGAUCUGUCAGAGACGAUUAAGCGAUGUUGUGCUUGGGAUGCUUAAUGAGAAGGUUCGCAAUGCGUUGCAGCCUUGUUCUUGCUCCCCCUCGAGCGUUGCUUCGACUGAGGUGGCUGAUAGAUUGAAGAGAGUCCAACUUGAACACGACAGCAUUGCUCCAGCGAAAAGGAUCAAGAGCGACUCGAACCGCGCUUCUACUUGCACCACCAGCUCCGAGAGAGCAACACCAGCCGCGGCAAGUGCCAGCGGCACCACGACAUGGGACACAAGCCUCACUCGAGCAGGAUUGGAGCCCUUUGCAGCCGAAAUCAGACUUCUCUCGGACAGGAUUGCUAAAGUGGCAACUUUGCAUCUCAGAGUCUUUCGAAAUCUAUAUGAAGGGAUCCAAGUCGCUCGAUCCAAGGGCUCCACUUGA
This is a messenger RNA of Ustilago hordei, 3834 nucleotides long. RefSeq lists its product as uncharacterized. Lineage: Eukaryota; Fungi; Basidiomycota; Ustilaginomycetes; Ustilaginales; Ustilaginaceae. The transcript has a single exon. The record is from RefSeq and is a predicted model, not a curated record. The coding region runs from base 1 to 3834 and encodes 1277 amino acids.